UAGAGGAGGGAGGGGGAAUGGCUGGGGCGCCCCGCCCCGUCGCUGGGGGAAUCCUGCACUACGUGCAGCUAGAUCCUUGGAAGGAAGGGAAGGUGGACCUUUGUGUCAAGUAAACCCUCUCGGCUCCGCCCCUCCCCUCCCCCCAGGCACGCUCCGGCCCCGCCCGGCCCCUCGCGCUGCGGCCACCGCGCCGCCGCGGCCCCCGCCGUUCCCCGCCCCCUCAGCACUCGGGCUGCCUUCACUGCUGCCUGAUCGCCGAACCCCGCGCCCUCCAGGUAUCCAGGAGGCAGACGCAGAGGCGACUUUCGCCGGACGGCAGCGGCGGGUUCUCGGGCAGGGAGGGUGAUCUCCCGACGGUCGGAGCGGUCGGAAGGCGUCCGCGGUUGGGCGCCGGCGCAGCAGGCAGCUGUGGGGGGCCGUGGCGGGGUCCUGGCGGGCGGGACGGUGGUGUCUCCUUCACUUCGCCCUCCAGCCGCGGUAGCUACACCCGGAGCCCUAGCGCGUUUAGCCGCCUGAACAGCUAGUGGAACGCCUACGGCCCUCACCCGACUUCCAGGUCUUCCCUUCCCGCGGCCUCACCAUGUCGUGCCAGCAGCCGUGCCAGCCGUGCCAGCCGCUGUGCCAGCCGCCCUGUCAGCGUCCGGCAAUGUGUAUUCCUCCAGCAUAUGCUGACCUUGGCAAAGCUGCCAGAGAUAUUUUCAACAAAGGAUUUGGUUUUGGAUUGGUUAAACUAGAUGUGAAAACAAAGUCCUGCAGUGGAGUGGAAUUUUCAUCAUCUGGUUCAUCUAAUACAGACACCGGUAAAGUUUCUGGGACUUUGGAGACCAAAUAUAAAUGGUGUGAGUAUGGUCUGACUUUCACAGAAAAAUGGAACACUGAUAACACUCUGGGAACCGAAAUCGCAAUUGAAGAUCAGAUUUGUCAAGGUUUGAAGCUGACAUUUGACACUACCUUCUCACCAAACACAGGAAAGAAAAGUGGUAAAAUAAAGUCUGCUUAUAAGCGGGAAUGUAUAAACCUUGGCUGUGAUAUUGACUUUGAUUUUGCUGGACCUGCAAUUCAUGGGUCAGCUGUUUUUGGUUAUGAAGGCUGGCUUGCUGGUUAUCAGAUGACCUUUGAUAGUGCCAAGUCAAAGUUGACAAGGAAUAACUUUGCAGUGGGUUACAGGACUGGAGACUUCCAACUGCACACUAAUGUCAAUGAUGGAACAGAAUUUGGAGGUUCAAUUUAUCAGAAAGUUUGUGAAGAUCUUGAUACUUCUGUAAACCUAGCUUGGACAUCAGGCACCAACUGCACUCGUUUUGGUAUUGCAGCCAAAUAUCAGUUGGAUUCCACUGCAUCUAUUUCUGCAAAAGUCAACAAUUCUAGUUUAAUCGGAGUGGGUUAUACUCAGACCUUGAGGCCUGGUGUGAAGCUUACGUUGUCUGCCCUGGUGGAUGGGAAGAGCAUCAAUGCUGGAGGUCACAAACUUGGACUUGCCUUGGAGUUGGAGGCUUAGUCCAAUUGAAGAAACCUCUGGGGAAGGGAUAGCUAGCAGAAGAUUUGGCCUUAAAAUAUAUUUCCAAUGUGACCAGCAGGCUUUUUUUUUCCAAGAGGGAUGAUCUAAACAAGGGAUGAUCCAAACAAGAGCUGUAUUUUAAAUAUUUAGACAGUUACUUGUUGGUUUUUAGUUAAAUUGGUUAUCUAGUUCCCAAUGCUGCAGUAGUGCAGUCACCUAUACAUUAUUUAAAAGUAUUUAACUGUUAAAUGCGCUACCCACCAAUAAUGAAAUAGACCUUUAUGAAAACUGUGCAAUGGUGUGCAUGUUUGUUUUUAUGUUCCUUUUAACAAAUUUGAUAUUGCCAUUGGAUGAGAUGGAUCAGUGGAUGUUUUCAGAUGAGGUACAAAAAUUUUGUUAAUUUACCAUCAUUAGAAAUACUUUUGGUAUCCUAGAACAAUACAAAUUAUGAAUAAAACAAAUAUGCAUAAUUGUGCCUCCAAGUAUUUGCAGAGUUGAAGCUUUGGUAACUAGAGUCAAAUGAGUCAAUUUGUAAGCACUCCCUUUGGUCUCCUUGUUGUCUAGAUUAUAAUUUAUUUUUCCAUGAGCUCUUCACUCAUAUCUGUGCCACAAGUCCUCCUUGCCCUUAGAGCAAUCCCAUAAAUUUUUUUUAAAUGAACAAAAUAAAAUAAUAUGAAGAUA
Monodelphis domestica (gray short-tailed opossum) is the source of this 2179-nucleotide messenger RNA. RefSeq names its product voltage dependent anion channel 2 (gene VDAC2). Lineage: Eukaryota; Metazoa; Chordata; Mammalia; Didelphimorphia; Didelphidae. Gene Ontology annotation, cellular component: mitochondrial outer membrane. The record is from RefSeq and is a predicted model, not a curated record. Gene Ontology annotation, biological process: monoatomic anion transmembrane transport. Gene Ontology annotation, molecular function: voltage-gated monoatomic anion channel activity.